This is a messenger RNA of Anthostomella pinea, 612 nucleotides long. The record is from the annotation of a GenBank genome assembly. NCBI's taxonomy places the organism in Eukaryota, Fungi, Ascomycota, Sordariomycetes, Xylariales, Xylariaceae.
AUGCCUUUUGCUGCGCCAACCGGAGAUGCGGGCUUGGAGUUCUUCAACAUUAUUGACGGCAAGCCCCGUACUGCCAAGGACUUUGAUCAAGUCGUCGAUCCUCGCACGGAGGAACCGCUCUGGAACGUCCCGGUCGCAACGGCUCAGGACCUCGACGAUGCUGUUGCGUUGGCGGCGCGUGCCUUCAAGACGUGGGGAAAGACCACCAUAGCUGAGCGUCAGAAAAUCAUCCAGGAUGUAGCAGAUUGCAUUCACCAGAACCGGGAGAUCCUGGCGAUAGCUCAGAUGAAGGAAACGGGCAAGUCUUGGGCCAUGGCGAACGUCGACGUUGAUAGGGCCGCCGGCCAUUUUGAGUAUUACACGGGUGUCUCGCUCGAGGACGAGAUUCAGUACGAAGACGACGAGGUUACCAUCCUCGCAACUCAGGUCCCAGUAGGCGUCCUCGGCGCAAUCUCACCGUGGAACUUCCCCAUGCUUCUCAGCAGUGUCAAGAUCGUCAGUGCUCUAGCUACGGGCAACUGCGUCAUCAUCAAGCCAUCCCCCUUUACGUCAUACUCGCUGCUGAAGCUGUGCGAGCUCGUCCAGCCGAUCCUCCCGCCAGGUGUCGUCUAG